GCGGCAGGGCGGCGAGCCCUGGGCGGGGUCGGAAAGGGGCGGCUCCCCAGAGUGACCUUAUCCAGUCCCCUAGCCUCUCUGGGCCUCAGUUUCCCCCUUCCUAGAGUAGAGGGGUGAGAGAUUCGUUCCUACAGAAAUGCACUUCUUUCUCGCCGCGCACAGCCAAAUCCAGCCCCUCCGCGGUCUGUCCCUCGGGGAGCGCGUCCAGAUCACCUGGACGAAACGGUGACCCACACCUUCCGUACCCCCAUUAGAGAGUGUACCAAGCCAUUCCUGCCAACGAGUCAGGCUACCCCAUUAGACUCUCAGCCUUGAGCGGUCAGCAACCUCAUCAACCACUUUUCGGUCCUGGAGGCGGAGCACCAGCUGCAGCCCUGAGCAGCUGCACAGGCCCUGGUUAGGAAUAAGGUAGAGGCACUCUGAACUCUGACGGACUGGGGAUGCCUGAUGCCUCCGACAGCGCCCUGUGGGCCUUCUGGGAACUGACUUACCCUAUCUGUGCCUUGUUUCCCUCUAAAUGGAGCUGGGGUAGCUCCUUAGGUUAGUGAGAAUGGAGAGAACGCAUGGCUAGCACUCAGCUCAAUGCCUAGCACACCACAGUUGCCCAGUAAAUGCUUGUUGUUAGCAUAAUGGUGCUUGCAUACCUGACCCCUCCAUUGCCAGCCCCAAGCACAUGCCUGCUGUCACAGAGGACAGGGGGUCACCCACUCUGGCCCACACCCUGAUUUCUGAGAUGCUCCGACUGCCCAAACUCUAGGCAGCAUUGUGGCUAAUACAAGGGUGAGGGCAUAAAGAGGUGGCCACCCAUGUGGCAAUAAAUCAGGCCACCCAACAGUUGUGUUUGUUAAAGGAUGGGCCUCUGAACUGCCUUAGCCAGGUGGGUAUGUGUGUAUGUUAUUUGUGUCCCAGACACCCAGUGUUUUGAGUCAUAAGCCACAGACUUUGUGGUGAAAGGGGGGAUAUUUUAGAGCUAUGGGGCCCUGAAUUGAAGUUCUAAGGCUGUCACCUGUUCACUGGGUGACUUCAGCCAAGGGACUUCACCUCUCUGAGCUUGUAUCUUCAUCUGGAGAGUGGGGUGAGGAUAGCGCCAGCUCCUGAAGACUGCAGGAGAUAGGAUGCGAAGGUCCCUUAGGACAUAGCACAUGGCCUGGCACACAAUCCAGCUCUCUUUCCGACGACUGGAUAUGUGCAAGGGGCCCACCCCUGAGUCCAGAUGACACUCAUGCCGAUGGCUUCAGUGAUGGCAGUGACUGAACCAAAAUGGGUCUCAGUCUGGGGUCGCUUCCUGUGGGUGAUGCUGCUGAGCAUGGUGCUGGGGUCCCUGGUGGCCCUGCUGCUGCCACUGGGGGCCGUGGAGGAGCAGUGUUUGGCCUGGCUCAAAGGCUUCUACCUGCUCAGGAGCAAGUUGGACAGGACGCAGUACGCCAUCACCAAGUGCACUCGCCCAUCCACGGAGCUCAGUGUCACCUCCAAGGACGCAGCACUGCUGGUGGUCAAGACCAAGGCCUCUCCGGCUGGUAAGUUGGAAGCCAGAGCGGCUUUGAACCAAGCCCUGGAAAUGAAACGCCAGGGCAAGCGGGAGAAAGCCCACAAGCUCUUCCUGCACGCCCUCAGAAUGGAUCCGGACUUUGUGGACGCACUCAACGAGUUCGGCAUCUUCUCCGAAGAAGAGAAGGACAUCAUCCAGGCAGAUUACUUGUACACCAGAGCGCUGACCAUCUCGCCCCACCAUGAGAAGGCGCUGAUCAACCGGGACCGAACGCUGCCGCUGGUGGAGGAGAUCGACCAGAGAUACUUCAGCAUCAUCGACGGCAAGGUGAAGAAGGUCAUGUCCAUCCCCAAGGGCAGCUCUGCGCUGCGCAGGGUCAUGGAAGAAACGUACUACCAUCACAUCUACCACACGGUGGCGAUCGAGGGCAACACCCUCACCCUCUCGGAAAUCAGGCACAUCCUGGAGACCCGCUAUGCCGUGCCAGGGAAAAGCCUGGAGGAGCAGAACGAGGUCAUUGGCAUGCACGCAGCAAUGAAGUACGUCAACACGACGCUGGUUUCCCGCAUCGGGUCUGUCACCAUCAGCGACGUGCUGGAGAUCCAUCGGCGGGUGCUGGGCUAUGUGGAUCCGGUGGAAGCCGGCAGGUUUCGGACGACACAGGUCCUCGUGGGACACCACGUCCCACCCCAUCCUCAAGAUGUGGAAAAGCAGAUGCAGGAGUUCAUACAGUGGCUCAACUCCGAGGAUGCCAUGAACCUGCACCCAGUUGAGUUUGCAGCCUUGGCCCAUUAUAAACUCGUUUACAUCCAUCCCUUCAUUGACGGCAAUGGAAGGACCUCGCGCCUGCUGAUGAACCUCAUCCUGAUGCAGGCAGGCUACCCGCCCAUCACCAUCCGCAAGGAGCAGAGGUCAGAGUACUACCACGUACUGGAGGUCGCCAACGAAGGGGAUGUGAGGCCAUUCAUUCGCUUCAUCGCCAAGUGUACGGAGACCACCCUGGACACCCUGCUCUUCGCCACAACGGAGUACCCGGUGGCACUGCCAGAGGCCAAACCCAACCACUCUGGGUUGAAGGAGACGCUGCCUGUGAAACCUUAACCUUCUAAAGCCAUCCUUAGUGACAGGAUGUCCGGGAGGAGAAAAAGAAUCAAAGAAACUGAACAUUUCUAAAAACCUUGUCAUCUCCCAUAGCAAAAGGAGCUAGAUAAGGAACUUAAAUAUUCUUUACCUCCAAAUGUUUUUUAGUUAAAGAAGAAAAACUAAAUUAUUAAGCCUUGUCUCUAAGAUAACUUAUAAUUCAGCCAAGUUAUUUAUUUUGUUCUUUUGAGCUAGUAAAUGUUGUGUGUUGUCUGCUGUCCGUGCUGAUGGCCCGUUCUCAUGGUGGUCCCAGCAGGCUUUGGGGGCACCAGUGCUUCUGGCGUGACCAGAAUAGUUUCUGGAGCAGAAUUUGCACUAAGGUGGGGAGAGGCCAAGUGCUGUGGGACGAGGUCCAGAGCCACAGGACUAACUCCUCCAAGUCUUUCUCUGAAACUGGCUGAAAGGUUCUGACUCUACCUGGGAGGUUGGCACUCCUGGGGAGAACCUGGUCCCAGUUUUGAGAAAUGGCUGAAUGCUUGCUUUCUUAGAGGUUUUUGCUCCCCUACAAAGAGAUUAGUGUUGUAACUAAUUCUUACUGGUAGAGCAAACUUCUGAGAUGUGAAAUAAAAUGAAUGUUGACAACAGUUCUAGUUCAAUCCCUUGUUUAUUUCAAGGAAGAGUCUUUGAGCCACAGUUAGUUUGCAAACUCUAGUGUCAGAGGCUAUUUUUCCAUAUCAAGACUAUUUUUCUAAUUAAGACUAGGGGAAUGGCCAGUCUAGCUUUUUCUAUCGCUGUUUCUCUCACUUCAUUUGCAGCAACUCAGACCAGAUGUUUUAGUCUAAAAGUUCUCUGGAGUUUCACUGAACAAACGAAUCAUGCUGCAAAUGAGGUAGGUAUUGUGCAAGUGGGUAACUCUGCCCUCACCCCCAUUCUGAGUUUAACGUCUUCUAUAGGUAGAUGUUAAGGAGCAGAGCUGAGAAAACAGAUGCCAUAUCAACACCAGAUAAGCACUUUUGAUAUGAAUUAGGGCACCAGUUUCUACUGAACCCCAAAACCCUUUGACUACAGCCAAAACAUGCCCCUUUUGUCAUGCAGUUUUAUCCUCUUACUGACCUGACCCCCAUGUCCCACAGCCAGUGUACUCUCCAGCGUCCCCUCGGGGAAGCAGAAUAGAUUGCCUUGGAGUGGCCUUAUUUUUUCAAGCAUCUUAGAAAAUUUGGAAUACAGCCAAAUUGUCAGUAUGGAAAUAGAAAAAAACCUCUUCCAAUUAUACAUGGCACAGGUGCCAAUAUGACUGCUGCUAUUUAGUCAGAAUUGUCAAAAAUCUUUGUAUUCCCCUUCAGGGACAGAGCCCGUGAUGUCCAACACUGGACAGACAGCACUUUGUCAGUGUCUGAAUGGUGGUGAAUAUGUACAGUGUUGUCUCUGAUUUGAGAAUUUAGAUCCUGAGAGUAAUGAGGUCACUAUUAUGUAGCAAGUGUUUAUACAGUUAUAUAAUUGUAGAAUAAGCACCCUGAGAGUGGUUUUCUGAAAGAUUAAGGAAAUUAAGUGUAAAGGUGUAUGAAAUGGCCCCAAGUGAUAGUUAUUCAAAGCUUUAUAAAAAAUAUUUUCCUAUUUGUAUGCUGCCACGAAGUAUUUCUUAAACCCUAACUCUUCUUGAGUCUUGGUUUUAAUAAUAGGCACACCAAGGAAGCCUGAUAGAAGUGCUUGCUUUGUACUAUAGAAAUCUGCACUUUAGCUGUAUAUGUGAAGGAUAUUAUUUUAAUGAAUAACUGACUCUAAUAAAGUAUUUUAUUAUAUUAAAUAAAUGCCUCAGACUUUGCUGUCUUAGUCACGAGAUGGUCCCAUUUGUCAGAAGGAUGCAGAAGGGGUUUUUUUCCAGGACCUCAGCCGUACUCUAUAUUGUUCUGGCAGUAAAACCGAUCCAAGACAGGAAUUUCAAUAGGAAAAGAAGACAGCUGGUUGGGUAAGCGGCCUACUUAGGUUGACAGGGAUGGACCACUGACCUUUCACUAGGACUGAAGUUACUGAAAUGGUUUUUCAUGUUUGUUUACUAUGAGUUCAUGAUUUCUGGGGAAAACACAUAAACCCAGUCGUACAUUCCUGAAAAUCCAUUUCUAGAACAGUCAAUACCCCGAACCUAAACCGCGUCCUGCUUAAGUCUGAAAAGGUUCACCUCUGGGACAAGUCUGUGGUAACAUUUGAGACUGAAGUGAGGUCAGAGGGCUGGCCAACAAGAGAACAAAACAGUGAAAUGUGCAGCAGCAAAGAGGAAAACCACCCAAACCUGGAUCGCUAAGGAAAUAUUCACUGCUCUUCAGUGUGGGUCUCCACCCGUCCCCAGGCCUCACCCACCAAACAGGGUUCCUCAGGGAAGUGAGUGGCCAGUCAGAGAACAGCGCAGACGGAAGCAGGACUACCACACAGCUGCUUCUGACUGCUUGUGAGGCGAGAAAUAGUCACUGUUUGAAUUUAAUUCAGAUUACUCCUAACAAAAAAUGUUUCUGUGCAAAAAAGAGGAAGACAAGGUAGAGGGGGACCUACAGAGUAGAAGACCAGUCAUUACUUAUGGGGGGGAACUGACAUUUAUGAAACAACAGGAGAUUGGAAUUUUGCUGGAUAGUUGAGGACAUGAAGGUAUUGCUAACGUUUCUAGGAAUUGUGAUAAAAUUAUGGCCUUUAUGUCUUAAAGACACAUGCUACAAUAUUACUGGGUGAGUGCUAUGAUGUCUGGGGUAUCCCUCAACAUAAUAUGGGAGAGAGGAAGGAGGCAGCGGUAGAGAUGAAGGAAGAAGGGCUAUGAGGUGAGAAAUGCUGACAUUCAAUGGUAACUACAUAAGUUUAUCUCACUAUUCUUUCCUUUAAAAAUUUUUCCACAGGGGGCGGCAGGUUAGCUCAGGUGGUUAGAGCGCA
Molecule: messenger RNA, 5482 nt
Organism: Hipposideros armiger (great roundleaf bat)
Lineage: Eukaryota; Metazoa; Chordata; Mammalia; Chiroptera; Hipposideridae
Gene: FICD
Product: FIC domain protein adenylyltransferase
Exons: 3
Coding region: 1214-2590 (458 amino acids)
Molecular function (GO): protein binding
Source: RefSeq, a predicted model, not a curated record